UCAUCUCUUUUCUGCGUAUGUUUUUGUAAGAAAUAUGUCAGACCAUCAAUUUUGUUGUUGGAAUCAUGAUUCUGAAUCUCAGCUUCACAGCUUUCAAUCAGAUUCUUCCAUAUCUCUAUUGUCUCAGCCAAGCCUCCCAUCAGUUCCUUCCCUCACUUCCCAGCUUCACCUGCAACAAUACUAUCUUUCCAACAUCCAACACCACUGCCUCGCCACUCUAAAAGGCCACACUUCCUAUGUCUCCUCGCUCGCCGUUGCCGGAAAGUUCCUUUAUACGGGCUCUUCUAAUGAGGAGAUCCGAUUAUGGAAGUGUGACGAUCUCAACUCAGAAUUCGAAUAUGAAAAUCUGAAUAAUAACAUACUAGCUGUGGGAAAGGGUGCUGUUAAGUCCUUGGUAAUGUUAACUGAUAAACUCUUCAGUGCUCAUCAAGAUCACAAGAUACGAGUAUGGAAAAUCAAUAAUGAUGAUCCUGAUAACCAGAAGUACACUCGAUUGGCAACGCUCCCGACGCUAAGCGACCGUGCCGUGAAGCUUCUCCUGCCCAAGAAUCAUGUCCGAAUCCGAAGACACAAGACGUGCACCUGGGUCCAUCAUGUGGAUACAGUAUCCGCACUGGCCUUAUCCAGGGACGAGACUCUUCUUUAUUCUGUUUCCUGGGACAGGACACUCAAAAUCUGGAGAACCAAUGAUUUCAAAUGCUUGGAAUCGGUAACAAACGCUCACGACGAUGCGAUAAACGCGGUGGCGUUAUCGGACGACGGAGAUGUUUAUACAGGAUCAACUGACAAGAAAAUCAAGGUGUGGAGGAAACUCCCAGGGGACAAAAGCCAUUCUCUAGUCGCUACACUCGAACAACACAAUUCCGGGAUCAAUGCUUUAGCCAUAAGUCUUGACGGGUCUACUUUAUACUCGGGUGCGAGCGACAGGUCGAUAGUCGUCUGGGAGAAGGACGUCGGCGGCGAUGGCAUGACAGUGGCUGGUGCGCUGAGGGGACAUACGAAAUCGAUAUUGAGCUUGGCUGUUGUGUCGGACAUAGUUUGCAGCGGUUCAGCAGAUAAAACAAUCAGAAUCUGGAGGAGAGGGGUGGAUGGAAACUACUCAUGUUUAGCGGUGCUGGAAGGGCAUAAAGGCCCCGUUAAGUGCUUAGCCGGAGCGUUGGAUCGCCGCGACCGCUCCGACACAUCCUAUGUUGUUUACAGCGGGAGCUUGGACUGUGACAUCAAGGUGUGGCAGAUUGUCGCUCCCCUUCUCUAGAGAGGAAUUGAUGUUUCAUACAACAUUUAUCUCUCCUAGCCAAUUUUCUACAAAGAAAGCAUUGUGCUUGCAAUUUGCAUAU
Messenger RNA from Hibiscus syriacus, 1337 nucleotides. RefSeq names its product protein JINGUBANG-like. Gene Ontology annotation, molecular function: protein binding. Bases 35 to 1255 code for a protein of 406 amino acids. The transcript has a single exon. The record is from RefSeq and is a predicted model, not a curated record. Lineage: Eukaryota; Viridiplantae; Streptophyta; Magnoliopsida; Malvales; Malvaceae.